Molecule: messenger RNA, 552 nt
Organism: Paramuricea clavata
Lineage: Eukaryota; Metazoa; Cnidaria; Anthozoa; Malacalcyonacea; Plexauridae
Source: the annotation of a GenBank genome assembly
AUGCAGAUAACAAUUGAUAAAGCUAAAGUGGACAUAGAUAAAUUGAAGCAAGAAAAUGAAAGUUUAUAUAGUGUCAUUGAAAAGAUCUCCCCUCAAAGAAAAUUUGAGGACAAAGGGAAAUGCAUUACUGAGGUAGGAAAAUGGCAGCAAGAACGCAAGCUUAAAACCUUGGAAACGCGAGUAGAACAGGCAUUGUGGUUCAGUGAAUCCUUUGGGCUAAAGUUAGACACAGUUAAAUUGGUCGAUCACUUGGGGAAACCGUAUUUUCUCUCAUUUGGAGAAAAAGGAAGGAAAUCCUACAAAGAUCUGCCCACUGAAGAGCAGCAAAAAAUUCAGGAGACAUUACAUAUCAUGGACAAAUUUUGCAUCAGUGAUGCUUCCUACCAUGAACUGUCCUGUUGUCCAGGAGGAGAUGAACUUCCUAGAUCAUAUCUCAUCAAGCAGUGCAAACAAGACUUAAACAAACUCGUCCAUAUUGAAAGGACACCUGGAGAAGCAAAUGGGGCUGCUCUUAAUUUCCAGGAUGAGUUAAGGGUGGUCAUUGAAGGGAUG